This is a messenger RNA of Lymnaea stagnalis (great pond snail), 5439 nucleotides long. Lineage: Eukaryota; Metazoa; Mollusca; Gastropoda; Lymnaeidae. The record is from the annotation of a GenBank genome assembly.
CGUCACUACAUCAGUUCAUAACAAGAUGGCGGCUUCCACCUCUCAAAGUAAACUUACGAGGGGCACUGGUUCGGUAAUUCCACCAUUGCCCAUUCUCAGAGACCAUUUCUCAGCUGCUGUUGGGAAAAGCAGCAUAGUUGUCAAAGCAGUAGCUGUUACAGUUAUUAUUGGCUACUUGUUUUCCUUCAUUUCUUCAGCAAUUCCAUAUAUAACAAUCACCCCUGGCUAUGUUAUGCCACCCAAUUUUCGUGUCUACAGUUUUUUUUUCUACUGCUUUGUGGAACUGCACUUUUGGCAUGUCCUAGCUGAUGUUGCAGUCAUUGUCCUGUUUGGAAAAUUACUUGAACCACUCUGGGGAGCACCAGACAUGCUUCUAUUUUUUAUCAUCACAAACAUUGGAGUAGGGAUAGCUACAGCUUUUUUGUACAUUUUCAUUUAUUUGGUAACUCUCAAUGAAGAAUAUUUAUUUGAAGUGCACAUCUAUGGAUUGGCUGGGUACAUUGCAGGAUUUUGUGUGGCUGUCAAACAAGUAAUGCCUGACCACUGCCUGGCAACACUUCCAUUUGGCAAGUUGCGUAAUACACACAUACCCCUGACUUUGCUAAUAUUAAUCUUCUUGAUGAGGAUUGCUGGAUUAUUACCUGGACCAUAUCCCUAUAUGUUUGCAAGUGGAAUGGUUGUCAGUUGGGUUUAUUUGCGAUUUUAUCAGAAGCAUACAAAUGGAAAUCGUGGAGACAUGGCUGAUAAUUUUAGUUUUGCAAGGUAAUCUUGUUGAUGUUGACUUGUUCUUAAAACACCAUGGAAUCUUUUAAUAUUUUAAUAGUAUACAUACCUAAUACACUAUGACUAUAGUUAUAGUCUUAAUAAAUAAUGGAUAUGCCUUAAAAUAUUGGCCUAAUUUAAAGGGUAGGUUAUAAUAGUACAAAAGGGCUUUGUUACUAUACAUAUUUUUUUCUCAGUUUUUUCCCCAGCCAGUUUCAGCCUUUGAUUGCUGUUAUCUCCAACUCCAUAUUUAGUGGGUUUGUAAAAAUCAAAUUGUGUAAGAAACCACAGCGAAGAUAUGAUGUCAGCUCCCCAACAACGAUCACAGUUACCUUGCCAGGCACAGAACCUCAUGAUGCAGAAAGAAGAAAGUGAGUACUAUAUGUUCUAAGUGAUAUUUAGGCCUUAUCUAGUUUCAAAUUGUUUUUUGCUCCAUUUGUAUUUUACUUAACUUAAGUUUGGCUUGAUUUGAUUUUUGCAUAUUAAGUUUUGACUACAUAAUUUCAUUCCCUUCUCUAAAUUUUACCUCACGUAAGUGUACGGUAUCUUGCCUUAAGCAAAGUUCAAUAGCUAAGGGAACACCUAAAAGAAUAAGACAAUCAAAAAUGACAUUAAAAAUUUGUGCUAUAAAAUGAAAUUGGAAGAAAUUACGAGAUUUUACAAGAGCUCACUAAUUAAUUUAAAGUUUCAAAGCAAUAAAAUCUCUUUAAAUUUUCAUCUGAUGUAACAGGUGGAUUACUUGUUCAAUACCAUAGCUUACGAUAGAAAAUUAUAGUUACAAUUGGAUAACAAAAUUAGAUAUAACUGCUUGAAUCUAAAAUCUUUAUUAUUAAUAUUAUUGUGCUUUCAAAACUCAAACUCCAUUUAUUUACCAUACCUGCUGUGGUUGUCCUCAUUUUCCUGUGGAUUUGAUUUUAAUUUAAAAGUGACGCUUAAUAGCUCUACACUUUUUAACAUUGUUUUACGUGAUAAUCCUUUUAUUUAAUCUUAGACUAGCACAUUUUUUAAAUUAUACACUUAUGUCAAUGUCAUCUAAAAAUGUCAAGCUAUAUUUAUUUUUAUAUGAUAUUUUAAAAAGAUUAACUUUUUUUAAACAAAUAACUAGAGUAAAAGUAGCUCAGAAAGGUUAGUGGAUAUCAAGACAAUUUCUUCUGUUCAUGAAUGUGAUCCUUUUGUAAAUCAAAUUAAAAGUAGUUAAAAAAAUUUCACCACAUUAUUUUAUGUUUAAAAAAUGUUUACCGUUUUAACCAUAGGCAACUGGCACUGAAAGCAUUGAAUGAGAGAUUGAGUAAACCAGAUACUACACCUAGCUGGCCAAGUUUAGAUGAUGAGGGGGCAGCUAGCCCCACAGCUCCAUUAAGUCCUACAUCUGCUCAUCAACCUUUACUAACACACACUCUACCAGCAGUCAAAAUUCCAAUUCCAGACUUCAAAGAUGGCGGUAAACAAGGAAAAUCAACCUCUUCAGAGAUGGUUUAGAAAUUUUCCUUUUUUUUUUUUUUUACAUGCUUGUCAGAGUGGAUGGACAUGAGUUUGUGUGAGAUCUUUGCUUUGUUUGGAAUUGAUAAAAUUUUACUGUUAUAUUGGUACUGCAGGAAGUUUAAAAAAUUUUUUUUUAAAUUUUAUAAAACUUGUGGUAUUUCAUAUUAUGUGAUCCAAUUUUUGCUUUGUUUGUAAUGUAUAUAUACCAGUAAAUCUUAAUAACAGUAUAAAAAAAUUAUAAAUGGGGGAAAUGGUUUCUUGUGAGCACUGAGGGGUUUAUAAAUUCAUAUUAUACAUCUUGCCAAAUAAUUGAACAAUUUAAGAAAUACAUUAAAAUUACUUUUGUAAUUGUAGCUUUUUAGGAUGUUGAAGCCAUUAACUCAGUUUAGGUAUUGGUCAUGAAUUUCAAUUUCACCAUCUUUGUUAGGUUAUGAAAUAUCAUAUUGAAAUUUCUGUGUUAAGUAUUUUUACAGGUUAUAUAUAAAAUUUAGUCAUAACUGUAAUCCUUCAUAUCUCUUUUUUAAAAUGCAUUUUAUGAAGAACUAUUGUUUUGGAUCUUUAGGUAAAUUUCAGUUAUAAUCAUAUUUGCUGUGUUUUCUUGUUUAAUAUCUUGUUAUAAAAUAAUUUUAAAAAAUGUGACCUGUAUUAAUAUUAAAUUGCUAUAUUUCUUAGCAAGUUGCAAUAUUAACAGUCAGCUGCCAAUCUACUAUGUGAAAUAUGUUGCAGAUUAAUCCGUGAUUGACAAAAUUUGAAAAUAUUAAACAAGUUUACAGAACAUGUUAAUAGUGUUAAGAGACAUGUUAAUAAAAAUAUAAUAUUGAUAUCUUUAUGAAUACAGUAUCUGCAAUAAUUUAUCUUUAUUCUUUCAUUUAAAAUUUUGCAUAGGAAAGGCACAUCUGUCUGUUAUAGUUAUACCUUUAUGAGAUUUUUCUUUUAUUUAACAAAAUUACUCAUGGUAAUUUUUUAAAAACUGGAUAACCAUAUGGCUAACAACUGCUGAGUCCUUAUUUGUUAACUUAUUGCACACAGCUUGUAAAUUUUAAAAUACAUAUUGUUUGUUUAUUAAUUGCAAUAUUUUAAUAGUUUAUAUAAAAGAUAAGUAUUAUUGAAUUUGGUAACAGAAAAAUGCUAGCUAACAUAUUUCUUGUUUGCUUUAUUUUGUAAUUCUAAUAUCUUGCUGAGGUUUACAAUUUUAUUUGAACUACAGGUAAUUUUGCCGAAUACAGUAGUAGUUUCAAAAGUCAAAUAGAGAAUUUACUAGGGUUUGCAUCCUCUUAAUUUGCUGAAAUUUGAAAUGUUAACAUUUAUUUUGUGUAAAUUGAGAAUAUGGAAAUAAGAAUGCAUAGUAAACUUUAAAUUUGUCUCAUUAUUGAUUACAGAGCUUUUCACAGUUUAUUUUUUAAAAAAUUAUGAGAAGGGAUGAAUUUUUUUAUAUUUGUGUCAUAAGUGCUUUGAUAAAACUGCAACAAUUGUAGUUUAUGCACUCAUGUUAACUUAUGGCAUUCCACUCGAAAUAAAUGUAUAUAUUAUUGUACCGUCACCCUAGGAUAUAGUUUUCUUCUGGCCUCGUACGUUUGCAUUUCCUUUCAUGCAUUAUUUAUUUUGUGUGUUGUCCAAUACUCUUAACGUCAAUACAUAUUUAUAAGUAAAGCAAUCCACCAGUAAUUUAUCUUGAAUAAAAGACUGCAUCAUAUUUAUUUAUUUUAUUUUUUUUAUUUUUAAAAGCCUCAUAUCUUCCUAAAAACUUUUUUUGUUAAAAGACUGUAUAUAUUUGUUUUAAAGUAUACAUUUCAAAAUUAUAAUAUUUGCAUUGUGAUUUGAGUUAUGUUGCAAACAUGUUGUGGGAUGAAAAGAGUGUUUAAAAUUAAUGUUACAAUGAUUCUUUUUGGAAUUUGGUGGUUACAGAGAUUUUAAUGUAUUCAUCCUUUCAAUGUUCAUAUCUGAAACUACUAAAAGCCUUUUUAAAAAUUUAAAAUGUUUAAAAAAAGUUUGAAAUAAAUUAUGCAUAAUGUUUAAGAUAAUUAGAUGAAAUAUAAAUGUUUUAUUGAUAGUUUGGUCUUUAAAAAUUGAUUUUGUUUGUGAAUGAAUGGAUAAGCAUAAGAAUUAUUUUGAUAUUUUUUAGAAGUUUAUAAUUUCCUAAAAUUGUGAGCUCAUUAAACACUUUUUAAGCAGAAAAUAUAAUUACAAGGUUUUGUAACAGUAACUGGAGAUCAAAUUUAAGGUUGUAAUAAUUUUGAUAAGGGACAGAACUUUUUAUUUUUGUCAUUUUAUUUAUCUCUUCUUCUAUUUUAGUUUUACAUUGUAAGUGAUUUAAUGUUCAACAGUCUAAGAUAGACUGUAUACUAAUUUAAUAACUAAAAACUUGUAUUUCUGGACAUCUUAAUAAUCUUAUAAUUUAUAUAUUAUGUUCUUUUUUUUAAAAAAGAUGUAUUCAUAAUUGAGUUUUGAAAUGAAAUAUAACAAAAAUAGAUUUAACAAAUGAAUAUUUUCAAUUAUUGUUUUUUAAAAACAGUAAGUGGCACUAUCUGUUUCCAGAAGUUUAUAAAAAAUAUUUCAUCAAAGCAGAAAAUUUAUUAUUUAUUAAUCAAAUUGCCCACAUAAGGCCUCAGUUGCUGUCAGAAACUUGAUUGGCUCAUUUCUACUAGAAGUUCUAGACAUUUUUAACUGAAUACCUUUAAAACAACAACAACCUUAAAACAGCAACAAUCCUAAUUUAUGCAUUGACAAACAUAAUUUGGGAUGUUAGUGACAGAAGCACCUGUUGGUAGCUAACAUGUAAACUCAAAUGAUAACCCUUUUUUGUCUUUUCUUGAUACUGCAGCAUUGUAAAUAUUUGUGUACAGCAUUUUACUUCUUUUAAUAUAAAUAUUAACAUGAAGAAAUCUAUGGAAUGUCAAACUAUGUUAAAUAACUUUUGAGACAUUCUUAUAAAAGCACAAUUUAUUUCCCAAAUCAUUAUGUUAUAUAAGAAUUGUAUGUAAAGAAAGAGAGGACAUUUCAGUAGAUUUCUUCAAAUAAUGCUCGAAGUGGGGUGGCUUUCUCUAUAGAAAUAAAACAUGAUUUCAUAUGCAAAUUGUGUUGAAACUUUUACUAUUACAACUAAUUUUAACUUAAGCACCUUUGAAAGCACUAGCAGUACAGCUUUGAAAAUUAGUGAUUUCUCCAUUUAAAUAUAAUUACCUCAAUUUAUUUCCC